Messenger RNA from Baudoinia panamericana UAMH 10762, 552 nucleotides. RefSeq lists its product as uncharacterized. Lineage: Eukaryota; Fungi; Ascomycota; Dothideomycetes; Mycosphaerellales; Teratosphaeriaceae. Gene Ontology annotation, biological process: mitochondrial translation. Gene Ontology annotation, cellular component: ribosome; mitochondrial large ribosomal subunit. The record is from RefSeq and is a predicted model, not a curated record. Gene Ontology annotation, molecular function: structural constituent of ribosome. The coding region runs from base 1 to 552 and encodes 183 amino acids. The transcript is spliced from 2 exons.
AUGGCCACCCAAGCGCCAUUCAGGUUGGGGAGGAAAGAACUGCAUCUUCCGAACUUCCUCGUAAUCCUCAAAUACAGUUCCUGGCUCCCUGCUAAUUACGCCUCGUUCAUUGUACCUAUCUGGUUCAGCAAGCUCGACCUCCGCGAUUACCUCUACCACGCCUACAACGUCCGAGUGGGACCUUCUAUCCGCUCCUACGUGAAACAGUCCCGCAUACAACAGGGUAAGGGAACAAGGAUCAUUCGGCCACAGUACAAACGAUGGCAUCGACCGAGGGCAACAAAACACAUGACGGUGGAGCUGGAGAGACCCUUUGUUUGGCCCGCUGAGCCGGCAGACUACACUGAUUGGAACAAGGAGGAGGUGAAGAUGGCGAGCGAGCAGCAAGAGGAGUUUAACGAGUCUCAGGGUCGAGCCAAAGAUGCUUUAGCGGUGAGUAACGAGCACAGGUCCAAGAUGAGGGAGCAAGCGAAGGCGUUGCUGGAAGGCAAGGUGCAAUGGCGGCCGAGCGCCAGUAAGGGAGGCAUGGGGCUCCGAAUGUAUGAGCGAUGA